Molecule: messenger RNA, 1674 nt
Organism: Cercospora beticola
Lineage: Eukaryota; Fungi; Ascomycota; Dothideomycetes; Mycosphaerellales; Mycosphaerellaceae
Molecular function (GO): oxidoreductase activity, acting on paired donors, with incorporation or reduction of molecular oxygen; heme binding; monooxygenase activity
Source: RefSeq, a predicted model, not a curated record
AUGGCUGAAUCAAUCGUUUCCAGCUAUGGAUUCGCCGCCACAGCACUGGUUGUUGCUUGUGCUGGCCUUCUUUAUUGGCAUCUUCUGCCAAAGCCAUUGCAAGGUAUUCCAUACAACAGGAAAUCAGCCACACGCCUGCUGGGAGAUCUCCCAGAUAUGCUGAAGUGGUCAUCGAGCACUGGAGAGCCGUUCUAUUUCUUGCCGAAGCUGUGCCAGGAUCUUGCGUCGCCGAUUGUCCAAGUCUUUCUCUUUCCUGGGACGAAGCCUUGUGUGGUACUUGCUGAUGGGCAAGAAGCAUACGACAUCAUGCUCCGACGCACGAACGAGUUCGAUAGAUCGCCCUUUUUCGCCGAUACUUUUCGCGCCUGGCUGCCAAAUUCACUUCCUGCUCUGGCCUCGAAUGAGGAGUGGAAGCAUCAGCGUCGGAUCUUUUCUGACACGAUGGCGCCUUCGUUCCUGCAAAGGGUCAAUGCUCCUCGAGUGCACGAAGCUUAUACACAGCUCUUGGAUCUAUGGACGAAGAAGGUGGAAAUAGUAGGUGACGCUCUUGUGGAUGUUGACAAGGACAUUCUGUAUGCUACGCUUGAAGCGCUCUGGGCCUCGAAUUUCGGACGGUCCUCCGGAGCAUUGAAGUUGCAAGCUGAGAAUUUUUCGUUGCCCUGGAAGACCGAUCCUGUGACUGGUGCAGUGGUCUUCCAGGAUGCGAUGUUGCCGGACGAAGUUGCGUGUACGAUCGUACUGCCGAACAGUUCGCAGAUUGCGAUCAAUUCACCGUUUGGAGUGGCACACCAAAUAAUCGCUGUUGCUGUGGUGCCAAAGCUGAGAAAAGCGAUGAAGGCGAAGAGAAGACUCGUGGAUACGGAAAUUGCAGCGGCAGUGCGACGACUGGCGGAGAAAGAGAAGGAUGCAGAUGAUAUGACCUGCGCUGCAGAUGUGAUGAUCAGCAGAGCUCAGCGUUUGGGCGAAGGGUUAUACUCGUCUGCCAUGCGGGACGACGUCUUCACAUAUAUCGUGGGAGGCUUCGACACCACUGCCACCACCAUUCGCUGGGGAGUGCUACUACUCGCAGCACAUCAGAAUGCCCAAAUCAGACUACGCACUGCAAUCGAGCAGGUACACGGGUUAUCGAGUGUUCCAAACACUGAAGCGAUCAUUCGAGCAUCGAUGCCCUAUCUCGACGCCGUCAUCGAAGAAGUCAUCCGACUAGGCGAUCCAGUUCCAGCAAAUAUGCGGGUCGCGACGUGCGAUACUCAAGUCCUAGGAUGUCAUAUUCCAAAAGGCACCGAGGUCAUCUUUCCCACUUGGGGGCCUACGCAUACUUCGCCCGGAUUUCCAGUGAACGAGAAGAUGAGGAGUUCAACCAGUCAAGAGCAUGGCGGGAAGAUCGGGUCGUGGGAUGAAAGUGAUAUGCAUGAAUUCAAGCCCGAGAGAUGGCUUAAGCAGGAUCGCAAUGGCCAAGAGGCUUUCGACCAGUUUGCUGGACCUGCCAUCGUCUUCGGGGCAGGAGCAAGAGGCUGUCUGGGAAAGAAAUUGGCUCUACUGCAGAUGCGGAUUUUCUUCACGCUUGUGUUCUGGCAAUUCGAAUUCUUGCCUACUGAUGUCAAGAUGCAGGCGAAGCAAACCGUGACAAGAAGGCCGAAGAAUGUGUUUGUGAGGAUGAGGAAGUUGAGGUGA